AUUCUUCAUUCAAGAGUCUUAUGGAUAUUGAUUUGGAAAUAUCGAUCGAUUUAUUUGAAACAGUCAUUUUAUAUUCUAUUUGUUUUGAGCUGUUCAACUUGUUUCAUUCUAGUGGUUCAGGAUAUUUUAUUCGCUAGAGUUUUUCAAUAUUUUCCACAGUUUUGUGAACCGCUUGCUGAGUUUGUAAAGAACUAUUCCAUAUUUCCCGCUAUCUACUAUCCACUGCAACAACACCUCCAUUGUGCUCAACCAAUAAUCCAAAUUCUUCUAACCGUGAAUCGGAUGUCAUGCGUUUUACACCCAUGGAAAUAUAGUCAGAUGUGGAAGCAAUUUAUGCCUUAUGCAAUAUGUCUUGUUCUAUUCUCCCCGUUUUUGUUCAUUUGGAAUAUUAUCAUCUCCCCAAAAACGCCGGUUUAUACAUUCGGAGGUUUUUAUAUUGGAUAUGAUAGAGUUGUUAUCUGGGCCACGAUGACUCUAUUUAUGUUGAUUCUCCGUGCUAUCACUAUCGUUAUCACUGCAAUUUGCACAUUUGUUACAGUUCUCCGUUUAACUCGAAUGAGUAAACGAUUGGUCUCAUCGGAAAGGACACUUUGUGUUGCUUCAUUUUUAAUUUCCGCUUGCUUUUUGGGAACUGCGGGGGCAGAGAGCAUAUUUGCAUUUCAAGUGGUCCGUACGUCUACAAACAUCAGCUAUUUUUUACUUCCAAUCUCUUGGGACAUUCUGAAUGUCGGAACUCCUAUUGUUAUGGUUUUGGCAUCGAGCCAGUUGAGAAAGCACGUUUUUGGGAACUUCAAAAGAUCAAGAAGCAACAGUAAAGUGGAAGAUGUGACUAUUGUAACGGGCAUUUAG
Messenger RNA from Caenorhabditis briggsae, 849 nucleotides. It is a transcript of the gene Cbr-srg-2, whose product is annotated as Protein CBR-SRG-2. Gene Ontology annotation, cellular component: membrane. Gene Ontology annotation, molecular function: transmembrane signaling receptor activity. NCBI's taxonomy places the organism in Eukaryota, Metazoa, Nematoda, Chromadorea, Rhabditida, Rhabditidae. The record is from RefSeq and is a predicted model, not a curated record. The annotation marks the transcript as partial. The transcript is spliced from 5 exons. Gene Ontology annotation, biological process: sensory perception of chemical stimulus.